UAAUAUCACGGAGUAUUGCAUUAAUGUUGUGGUUCAAACAGAGAAUGUCACAUGGAUUAGGUAAAGAUUUUCGAUGAUUCGGCUGAUUCGCUUUCGUUCGCUUUCGUGUUCCAAACAUCUUGAACCUGAGAGUAUGUUUGCGUUGUGAAAUGAAGUUCGUACGAGAGGUUAUUAUUUUCUUUGACAAAAUUUAAUAUAGUGAUUUGCUGUGACAAGUAAACACCGGAUCUAACCUUAAAAUUCAACGAAUAACCGACACUUAGUUGUAUGCAGUGAGCUCAACGUGGUUUUUGAGUAUGGCAACAUCUGUAUGCAGUGCUCUUGGAAUAGAUCAGGAAAACUCUGUUGGGAAAUUGAUUGCUGUUGAAGAACAUCAUAGUAGUAAUGGUAAUUUCGUGCUAAACUGCCUUAUAGCCGAGCAAGUUCAUAAGGAAGGUUCUGUAUGUUUGGUGGCAUUACAUAACUCUUUUGGACAUUAUCACAAUGUGGGUACAAAGUUAGGAUAUAAUUUGCAUCAGUUACAAGAGAAGGGCUGUGUUGAAAGUAUUGAAGUUUUAAAAUUAUUAAAUGAAUCUCUAAAUGCAGAACAUGAAAAUCGGGUUGGAAACGUUUUGUUUGGUGAUGAAGAGAACACUAUGAGAAAUCUCUUUCAUUUGAUUAAAGGGAAGACUGAGAAGUUACUACAGAAAAGAAAAUUGGUUAGCCUUGUAAUUGAUGAUCUCAGCAAUCUGUUAUCUUUAGGAAUAUCUGUAAAAGAAGUGUUAUCAUUUCUUCAGUACUGUCGGACUUUGCUGGAAUCACAACCUGGUCUCUCAUUAGUGGUUUUGACUCAUAUUGCCGAGGGUGAUGAUGAGCAACAAUUAUUAAAUGCAGGACUGUGUCAUGUGGCAGAUGUGAUUGUAACUGUUUGUGGCCUAAAGACAGGACAAAGCAGUGAUGUUUCAGGUUCUAUGAAGGUUACUCACAGAAGAUUGGAUCAACCAAUGAUAGCUCAUGAAUGGAAUAAGCAGAACUUAUACCAUUUCAAAUUACUUGAUAGACAGGUGAA
Messenger RNA from Cryptotermes secundus, 1048 nucleotides. It is a transcript of the gene Elp6, whose product is annotated as elongator complex protein 6. The record is from RefSeq and is a predicted model, not a curated record. Gene Ontology annotation, biological process: tRNA wobble uridine modification. NCBI's taxonomy places the organism in Eukaryota, Metazoa, Arthropoda, Insecta, Blattodea, Kalotermitidae. Gene Ontology annotation, cellular component: elongator holoenzyme complex.